Nanorana parkeri is the source of this 1536-nucleotide messenger RNA. Its product is annotated as NXPE family member 2-like. The transcript has 5 exons. The record is from RefSeq and is a predicted model, not a curated record. The coding region runs from base 37 to 1536 and encodes 499 amino acids. NCBI's taxonomy places the organism in Eukaryota, Metazoa, Chordata, Amphibia, Anura, Dicroglossidae.
AGCAUAAUUUAUUAUAAAAAACUGAAUAAGUGUUGGAUGCAAGAUGCCUCUUAUAUAUUAUCAGAUGGGACAGUGGCACAGACAUCAAAACUUCAACUGGAAAUAAAAAACAUUUUAAAUCGAAUAGAUCAGACAAUCCCUAAAAAUAAUAUUACAAUCAAAGCAAAAGCAACCAGUGCUAAAGACAGCAAUGUUUUCCUAAGAAAUCCAAAGAGCAGCUAUUGUGUUGGAGAUCAUUUAAUAGUACGAGUUGAAAUGUUUGACUACCAGGGAAAUCAGAAGACAUAUGGAGGGGACUUUUUAAGAGCAAGAAUGUUUACAUCAGAGCUUGGAGCAGCAUCUUCUGGUAAAAUUGAGGACUUUUAUAAUGGGACUUAUCAUGUCCAUUUUACUUUGUUCUGGGAAGGUAAAGUAAAUAUCUCUAUAUUUCUAAUGCAUCCUAGUGAAGGAUCAUCAGCUCUUUGGAACUUCAGAAACAAAUGGCAUGGAUAUGUAGACCAUAUGGGUAAAUAUACCAAACAUCAAGAAGUACAAGAGGUAGAAUGUGGAUUUGAACGCAUGAAAACGCAAGAGCUUUGUGAAUAUAAAGACGAGCGAGAUGAAGAAUAUUUUUACUGUGCCAAACCUCAGAAUUUUAGCUGUGAAUCGCUUACUGAUGUAAAGGGCUGGAUGAAGCAGAAGACACUUUUCACGGAGUUCGAGUAUAGUUUAUUUAACACGUCUAACAUCAGAGUGAAAAUUCCAAAAGACUUUGACGCUAUCAAUGUGUUAUCCUGCAACAACAGUACUACUGAUAUAAAAAAAAAAUGCACAUUUGGAAUGAAGUUAGAAUAUCCCAGUGGAUAUGUCAUGAAGAACGUAUGGUAUCCGAAGGCAUGCAGUAUGCUGAAAUAUGAUCAUUUGGAAAAACUUGGCGAAUGCAUGCAAGGGAAGUUCAUCUACCUGUUUGGUGAUUCAUCUAUAAGAAUGUGGAUACUGUAUUUUCAGAGAUAUUUGAAAACAUUGACACAAUUCCACCUUUAUGAAGACAAUUGGGCACGUCAAAUUUUAAGUUUGGACAUGAAAAGGAAUAUGAUGAUAUCUUGGAAAAGGCACACCUUUCCAUUUCUUGGUAGCUCAUAUCAGUCCUGGAAGGAGGAGCGCACUAUUGCACGAGAAAUUGACCUAAUUGGAGGUGAUCAGCGUACUGUGAUUGCACUAACUAUAGGGGCACAUUUUAAAGCAUACCCCAUUUUUCACUUCAUUAGACGGCUCCUUAAUAUACGACGUGCUAUUGAACGCCUCUUUCUUAGAAGUCCACAAACCAAAGUUAUUAUUAAGACAGAAAAUACAAGCGCAAUGAAAAAAAACAUUGAAACCAUGAGUGAUUUUCAUGCUUCUGUUCAUUAUUCAAUAAUGGAAAUAAUUUUCAGUGACCUCAAUGUUGGUUUUGUCAAUGGAUGGGAUAUGACCAAUGCAUUUGACUCCAAUGACGUUCACCCCCCAGAAACAGUAGUUAGAAAUGAAGUUCAAAUGCUUAUGACCUACAUUUGUUAG